GUGGUGGAGAUGGCCAGUGCCGAGCGCCAUGUUGUAGGUCUGGACAUAUCAGGCAUUGCCAUUAAGAAAGCAAUGAAAUUGAAGUCUGGUUCAGCAAAGGCAGAGCACUGUACUUUCUUAAAGGGUGACUUCUUCACAUGGUGUCCGGCUCAGUUGUUCGAUCUCAUAUUUGAUUACAAGUUUUUUUGUGCCAUUGAACCCGAGCUAAGAUCGUCGUGGGCCAAGAAAAUGUCCCAGCUUCUCAAACCAGAUGGGGAGCUCAUAACACUAAUCAAUCUGAUCGAUGAUCGUGAGGGUGGUCCUCCGUUUAACGUAUCAGUUUCCGAUUAUGAAGAGGUGCUGCAUCCUGUUGGUUUCGAAGCAACGUGUGUUUCAGACAACGAGUUGGCUAUUCCUCGUCAAAAGGGACACGAGAAGCUAGGAAGAUGGAGAAGGAGAAGGGUUUCAUCAUAUUCUGCAGAAAAACACAGGGACAUGUUGACAAGUUGGGAUGCUUGUCUAUCUUGUUUCCUUUGUCUCGGCAAUGAAAAGGGAGGCAAAUAA
This is a messenger RNA of Salvia hispanica, 543 nucleotides long. Its product is annotated as thiocyanate methyltransferase 1-like. Lineage: Eukaryota; Viridiplantae; Streptophyta; Magnoliopsida; Lamiales; Lamiaceae. The record is from RefSeq and is a predicted model, not a curated record. Gene Ontology annotation, molecular function: S-adenosylmethionine-dependent methyltransferase activity.